Molecule: messenger RNA, 3040 nt
Organism: Sesamum indicum (sesame)
Lineage: Eukaryota; Viridiplantae; Streptophyta; Magnoliopsida; Lamiales; Pedaliaceae
Product: Pentatricopeptide repeat (PPR-like) superfamily protein
Biological process (GO): RNA modification
Molecular function (GO): RNA binding; zinc ion binding; protein binding
Source: RefSeq, a predicted model, not a curated record
UUUAGAUGAAUGUACGUAUAUAGAAAGGCAGAAUAUUAUAAUACUAAUUCAAGAAAAGAGAAAAAGAAGAAUUGAAGGCUAUCUCAGAAUUUUUCUGGCCAGCAUUCUUUUCAGCCAGAAAACAAAACCAUUCGGAAGAAACUCCAGAAACCGCUCUCCCCGCUCCAUGGAGAGCUUGAUCCUUCCCUGCAAAACCUUAAUACCCUCAAAAAUCCCAGAAAAACCCGCAAAAUCCAAUUCUUUAUCCACAAAUAACCCACCAGAACUCACCCACGAUGCCUACUUGAAGCGACUGUGCAAGCUCGGCCGCCUGAGUGACGCUAUUUCCUCUCUGGACUCCUGCGGUUCAACGGUAAGGCACAGCACUCUGUCUCACUUGAUUGAGUCUUGUAUUGACUCCAGUUCACUCGACUUAUGCUAUAAGCUCCAUGCCAGUGUGAAGAAACUGAUAAAAGAACCAGACCCUUUUAUCGAAACCAAGUUGGUUGGUAUGUAUGCUAAAUGCGGGUCUUUAGAUGAUGCGUUUGUGGUGUUUGAAGGGAUGCGUGAAAGGAAUCUGUAUGCAUGGUCCGCUAUAAUUGGGGCUUGUUCGAGGGAGAAGAGGUGGGGUGAUGUGGUGGAGCUAUUUUAUUGGAUGAUGGCGGAUGGUGAUGUCGUUCCGGAUGAUUUCUUGUUUCCAAAGAUUUUGCAGGCUUGUGGGAAUUCUGGGGAUGUGGAGACGGGGAGAUUGAUACACGGGAUAGUCAUCAAAAGCGGGAAGACUAGUGAACUUCGUGUGAAAAAUUCUAUUCUCGCUGUUUAUGCUAAAUGCGGAUGUUUGACCUCUGCCAGGAGAUAUUUUGAAGGGAUGGAAGUGAACGAUAGAGUUUCUUGGAAUGCAAUAAUUACGGGGUAUUGUCAGGCAGGUAAGAUAAAUGAGGCACAGCAGUUGUUUGAGUUGAUGCGCGAAGAAGGGCCUCAACCAGAUGUGAUCACCUGGAAUGUAUUGAUCUCGAGCUGUAAUCAAUUGGGGAAGUGCGAUGUUGCAAUGAAAUUGAUGAAUGAGAUGGAGAGCAGCGGAGUAAAGCCUGAUGUCUUUACAUGGAGUAGUAUGAUUUUGGGUUUUGCUCAAAAUAAUCGUAGGUUGGAGGCAUUAAAAUUGUUUAGGGAGAUGCUUCUGGCUGGGGUUGAACCAAACAGUGUAACGCUCAUGAGUGCUAUCUCAGCAUCUUCCUCUAUGAAAGAUAUUAGAAAAGGAAAGGAAGUCCAUUCGAUUGCCAUAAAGAUGGGGUGUGGUCAAGAUGUGCUUGUGGGGAAUUCGCUUGUUGAUAUGUAUUCCAAGUGUGGGAAACUUGAGGCUGCCCGAAAGGUCUUUGAUAUGAUCCCACAAAAGGAUGUCUAUACUUGGAAUUCACUGAUUGGAGGCUAUUGCCAAGCUGGAUACUGUGGCAUUGCACAUGAUCUCUUCAAACAAAUGCAAGAGUCAGAUGUCUUGCCAAAUGUCAUCACAUGGAAUGUGAUGAUCACGGGGUACAUUCAAAACGGAGAUGAGGAUCAGGCUAUGGAUCUUUUCCAUAGGAUGGAGAAGAAUGGGGGUGUUAAGCGGGACACUGCCUCAUGGAACGCUCUCAUCGCUGGGUACUUGCAUCAUGGCGAGAAAAAUAAAGCACUGGGGAUCUUCCGGCAGAUGCAAUCUUUUGGUGUCAAACCUAAUGCAGUUACUAUUUUGAGCAUCUUACCUGCAUGCGCAAAUUUAGUUGCAUUCAAAAAGCUGAAAGAGAUUCAUUGCUGUGUUUUGCGCAGCAAUUUAGAGUCUGAGCUUUCAGUGGCAAAUUCUCUGAUUGACACAUAUGCAAAGUCGGGGAAUCUACAAUACUCGAAAGCCAUAUUUGAUGGAAUGCCAUCCCUUGAUAUUGUGACUUGGAACACAAUGACCAGUGGUUAUGUUUUACACGGAUGUUUCAACGAUGCGAUUGAUCUCUUUGAAAGCAUGAGGAAACAGGAUUACAGACCCAAUAGAAGUACAUUUGUUAGUAUAAUCACAGCUUAUGGUCUAGCCAAUAUGGUUGAUAAAGGGAGAGAGAUUUUUUCCAAGAUGACUGAAGACUAUCAGAUUUUACCGUGUUUAGACCAUUACAUAGCUAUGGUAGAUUUAUAUGGUCGUGCAGGGAAUCUCGAUGAAGCAUUUGAUUUCAUCAGCAACAUGGCGGUAGAACCUGAUGUCCCUGUUUGGUUCGCAUUCCUAACUGCCUGUUGUAGGCAUGGGAAUGUCAAAUUGGCAAUCCAUGCAGGGGAAAAGUUGCUUGAACUAGAACCAGAAAAUGCCUUCAUACGGAGGUUGGUUUCACAACUUUAUGAUUUACGUGGGAUUUCCAAAGAUUCUUCAAAGAUAAGGAGGCCUGGAAUAAGAAAAGAUCCUACAGAAUCUCCCGAGUGGAGUUGGAUUGAAGUCAAAAACAUAGUUCAUACUUUCGUCAGUGUUGAUCGUCGUCAACUGGAUGUUAAAUCUCUACAUUCUUGGAUAGAAAGCAUAGAGUUAAAAAUGAAGGAACCAAAAUACCAUGGUGACAUGCUUGGCAUCCAAGAGGAAGAAAAAGAUGAAACUGCUGGAGUUCAUAGUGAAAAACUAGCGUUAGCCUAUGCUCUGAUCAAAUCGUCUCAACCAUUUCAGCCCAUUAGAAUUGUCAAGAACCUGAGAAUGUGCGACCACUGCCAUAGGUUUGUAAAGUUGGUCUCUAAAACACAUGGCUCCGAGAUAUAUAUAAGUGACUCGAAAUGCCUACACCAUUUCAAACAGGGAACCUGUUCAUGUGGUGACUAUUGGUAGAUACAACCACCACCUUAAUCUCUGUCUUUAAGGUAAAUUCAUUUUUGUCCUUUUGGUUCCAUCAGUACUAUAGAGGCACCUUAUAAGGGACACUGGUUUUGUCUGAAAUAUCAGAGCUUCUCAUGAAAAAGCUGAGAUAGGAAUCACAUAAUGUGUAGUUUUCCAAUGAUUUUUCCCUUUGUACAUAUAAUGACUUAAAUCUUUCCAGUUAGGACACUGCUUCUUUGAUGCAAA